Molecule: messenger RNA, 195 nt
Organism: Aspergillus fumigatus Af293
Lineage: Eukaryota; Fungi; Ascomycota; Eurotiomycetes; Eurotiales; Aspergillaceae
Exons: 2
Coding region: 1-195 (64 amino acids)
Source: RefSeq, a predicted model, not a curated record
AUGUUUAGUGACGAAGAGUGUGACUCCAGCGUCCGCUUGGACGAUUGCCAGCAACCAGGCGAUAGUAUCGACAACCCAACUGAUCUCGAUGCUGCAACUACGGUAGCAUGCAAUACAGGAACCAUCGACAACCUAUCAGACAGACUCCAUCAGAUGGAGUGCGUCAUCGAUGGUAAGAAUGAGUUCCCACCCUAG